AUCGCUACUAGGAGCAUACCGGACACUUGUCUUUGACCCUUCGGAUUCGUCUCAACACGCUUCGUGCCAAUGGCGUUGUCGGCUGGCCCUACCAGGCCAUCCUUUCUCCCUGGUGCUCCUAGACAGGUCAUCAGCCAUCGCCCGAGCCGCAAAACCGCGGCCAGCGGGACGAGCCUCGGGGCUGAGCAUUUGCCAAGCGCUCUUGCGGGCGUGUUGUUGGCAAGGUUGUCCUGCCGCUUCGUCCAAGGCCGCCCGGGUGCAUCCGCCUCCAACGCCUCGCGCUCGAAGAUGUGCCGCCUAGCUGCAGGGUCCACUGACUGGCAACACGUGCGGGAGGACUUCCCCGCGUUGCAGCAGGAGGUAAAGCCUGGUAUUCCCUUGGUCUACUUGGACAAUGCGGCCACAUCUCAGAAGCCGCGUGCUGUGCUGGAGGAAUUGAGCCGCUUCUAUGGCCAAGACAACAGCAAUGUCCACCGGGGGAUGCACACCCUGUCGAUGCGCUCCACUGAAGCCUUUGAGAACGCCCGGAAGACAGUCGCGCACUUCGUCAACGCACCCGAUGAGCAUGAGAUCAUCUUCACACGGAACGCCACAGAGGCCAUCAACCUGGUGGCGAAGACCUGGGCCGAAGCCAACAUCGGGUCGGGAGACGAGAUCGUGUUGACGGUCAUGGAGCAUCAUUCCAACCUGGUGCCAUGGCAACUUCUCGCUGAGAAGACCGGCGCGAAAUUGAAGUUUGGCCGUUUGAGAAGCAACGGGACCUUGGAUGUGGAACACUUCGAGAGCCUUAUCACGGAGAAGACCAAAUUGGUGUCGUUGUGCCACGUCUCCAACGUCUUGGGCUGCGUGAACCCCAUCAAGCGAGUGGCCGAAAAAUGCCAUGAACACCAGGCCAAGUUGUUGGUUGAUGCUUGCCAGAGCGUGCCACACAUGCCCGUGGAUGUGCAAACGUUGGGCGCCGACUGGUUGGUGGCAAGCAGCCACAAGAUGUGCGGCCCCACAGGCAUCGGCUUCUUGUGGGGCAGGGCGGAGCUUCUGCGCGCGUCGCCGCCCUUCCUCGGAGGCGGCGAGAUGAUCGAUCAGGUGAAGCUGGAAGGUAGCACCUUCAGUGACAUCCCUCAUCGCUUCGAGGCGGGGACCCCAGCCUUUGCAGAAGCAGUGGCCUUGGGCCGCGCCUGUGAAUACUUGGAAAAGCUGACCAUGACGGCCAUCACCGAGCGUGAGCACCGUUUGUCGAAGAAGCUUUGGGAUCGCGUGGCUGCUUUGCCCGGAGUGACCAUCUAUGGCCCAUCCCCAGAGGAGGACCCAGAGAGGGCUUCCCUGGUGUGUUUCAACGUGGAAGGUUGCCACGCGAACGACCUGGCUACCAUCGUAGACCAGGACCGGGGCAUUGCCAUGCGCUCGGGCCACCAUUGCACGCAGCCCUUGCACACCGAGCUGGGUAUUGUGGCCAGUGCUCGGUUGUCUGCCUACUUUUACAACACCGAGGAGGAGAUUGACCUAGCAGUUGAUGCGGUGGAGGCAGCGAUCGAGCUGAUCCGAUCCGGAGAAGGUGAAGGGGAGGUGUUGGACCCGGCCAUGGCAGCGCUGCUGGAUGUUUGAGAAGCGUUUUGAGGCGGAGGUGUCCAACAUCGGUAGCCACGUGAAACCCAGAAGGAGAUGUUGGACUCCUCCAAGUAGCACAGAGAGCUGUGGGUCGGCAACGAAG
Durusdinium trenchii is the source of this 1708-nucleotide messenger RNA. The record is from the annotation of a GenBank genome assembly. Lineage: Eukaryota; Dinophyceae; Suessiales; Symbiodiniaceae.